AAUCAUAAUAAAUAUCGUAUACUUGCGAUGCACAACAACAACAUUGUUUACCAGGUCGUGUCGACUACGGAUUCAGUGACGUGUUUGGUGUCGUCUUGAAAGUGACAUAAUGACAAAUACUUUCGAAACGACUAACCGUUCGGAUUUUACGUGGCCUUUCCUGGCGGAGAGACAGCGAAUUUUUGACUGGGACCGAUACGAAUUCAAAGCCGAAGCGGAACAUCCAAAUUUUCUGGCACCAAAGUCGUUUAGUAACGUGGAGACACUCAAGACGAUACCGUACGCACAAAGGUUGCCUUUCGAUUUCGAUUGCUAUCCUAAACCCAUUUUGGGUAGCCAGCAACCUAUUACUCAUUACCCAACCGAGAAAGUGAUUGAGUACGAUAAAGAUAAAGCCGAGGCAAGAUCGAAUAUCCUGAGGACGAGACCCAGAGUUUUCAAGUGUCCUCAGAUCAGUCUCGAUGAUGUAUCGGCCGACCGGCGGGACAUGGUGUGCACCUUCGUGUACAGCACUUCAAAAACAAUGAGUGAACUAACUUCUGGCGUGCCAGAGGGUCGACCGAUUCCCGUCGACAUACCGUCAAAACCAUUCGCCGCGGACCUGGGCAAAUUCCAAAAACAACCAUUAUACAAGACUAUAAAUCCUGCUAAAAAUUGGCGACGUGUCAGCAUUGAAUGGGAUGAAACGCAGAGACGUAUUUUCGGUGGCCGGUCUAUAAACUGAUAUACACAAUGUCAUUAAAUUAUAGUUAAAUUUCUUAUGCUUUAUUGAAAUGUGGUGUAUUUUUUUUAAUAAAUUACUUUACGCACGA
Molecule: messenger RNA, 812 nt
Organism: Acyrthosiphon pisum (pea aphid)
Lineage: Eukaryota; Metazoa; Arthropoda; Insecta; Hemiptera; Aphididae
Exons: 4
Coding region: 110-724 (204 amino acids)
Source: RefSeq, a predicted model, not a curated record